Punica granatum (pomegranate) is the source of this 3000-nucleotide messenger RNA. NCBI's taxonomy places the organism in Eukaryota, Viridiplantae, Streptophyta, Magnoliopsida, Myrtales, Lythraceae. The record is from RefSeq and is a predicted model, not a curated record.
AUGGAAGCAAGAAAGGAAUAUAAUAAAGACAGGCCAAUGAAGAAUAAUAAUGCUGCAGUUCCUUACUUCUCAGGUAGAUCAGUUUGGCUAUAUCUUCGCCAAAUUGAAAGUUAGCUCUUAUUCAAACUUCCAUGGCUAGCCAUCACCAAAAACCAGCCUAGACAUCUCCUAACUCGAUCCUGCCAUGGGGGAGCUUGUCACAGGGGCAGUCCAAGGCGUCCUAGGGAUGCUUGCAUCUGCGGCAUAUGAGGAAAUUAUGCUGACCUGGGACGUCAAGGACGAUCUCGAGAAGCUCAAGCAAAAGCUGGAGAUCAAUAGAGCAAAGAUCUUGGAUGCAGAGCAGAAGCAGAGAAAGGAACUCGAGAUUCGUACCUGGCUCAAGAAGCUCCGGCAGUUCUGCCAUGACGCCGAGGACGUGCUGGAUGAGUUUGAAGCUGAAGCUCUUAAGAGGCAGGCCACGCUGGAACAUAGAAGCUUCAGAAUAAAGGUACGAUACUACGUAUCAUGUCUCGCCAAAUUGAAAUUCCGUUACAAGAUGGGGCAUAAGAUAAAAGACCUCACUAAGACACUCGAUGAUCUGUUGGAGGAAAAGAACCUGUUCCCUCUCUCGAGCACGCCUGAGGACAGAAGUAUAGUCAACCGAAGGGAGACCCAUUCCUUUGUAUCGGUCUCAGGCGUCUUUGGGAGGAAGGAUGAUAAGAAGAGAAUCAUAGAGCUUUUGAUGAGCCCAAGUGAAAACACCAAAAUCUCAGUUGUCCCAAUAGUAGGGAUCGGAGGUGUCGGGAAGACAACUCUCGCUAAAAUGGUGUUCAUUGAUGAAAGGGUGGACCAGCUCUUCGAGAUCAAGGUGUGGGUCUCAAUGCAAGUAGAGUUUGAUCUCCGGGUAAUCCUUACGGACAUUGUCCAAUCUUUGAGCCCUCCUGAUACCAGAUGUGACCACUGGAAGAUGGAGCAGCUGCAAAGCCACCUCCGGGGCAUGUUGGAGAACAAAAGGUGUCUAUUCAUCUUGGAUGAUGUGUGGAAUGUGAGCCGACAGGAAUGGACCGAGCUAAGGGACUUGUUAGAAGGAGUCUCCAAGGGAAGUAAAAUCAUAGUCACUUCACGCAAUAAAUCAGUUGCCGCUGUUAUGAGGACAGUGCCUGAGUACGACUUAAAGCCACUCUCAGAUGAGGAUUCGAUAUCUUUGUUCAUGAAGUGCGCUUUUGAGCAGGGAGAAGAGAAAAGCCAUCCUGCCCUCGUAGAGAUCGGGAAAGAGAUAGUGAAGAAGUGUGCCGGCAAUCCUUUGGCAGUAAAAACCUUGGGAAGCUUACUAUACUCCAAGAAUGACGAGCGGAAUUGGGUUCAUGUUCGGGACAGCGAGAUAUGGAAGAUGGAAACUGACAUCUUGCCAUCUCUAAGGAUAAGCUAUGAUCUCAUGCCUCUCCACCUGAAGCAAUGCUUUGCCUACUGUUCGAUCUUCCCAAAGAACUAUGAGUUCAAUAAUCUGGAGCUGAUUCAGCUAUGGAUUGCAAAUGGUCUUAUUCAACCAUCCAGUGGGAGCAAUCAAGAACUCGAAGAGAUUGGGCAGCAAUAUUGGGAAGAGCUGUGGUCAAGAUCUUUCUUCGAAGAUGUUGUGGAAGAUUAUCUCUUCCUGACUUUCAGGAUGCAUGACUUGAUACACCAGCUGUGCCUCUCGGUGGCAGAGAACGAAUCCUCCGUGGUCAAUGUAGGCACCGGAGAUGUGUAUGAGAGGAUUCGACACCUCUCACUCGCCGAUCCUAAUCUGCUAUCUGAUGAGCUUCCCAAGAACCUGAGCAAGUUGAGAGGGUUACACACAGUCAUGUUCCCAGUCAAGAAGGAAGGCCCGACAGGUGAAACCUUCCUCAGUAAUUGCAUAUCGACGUUCAAGCAUUUAAGGGUUCUCCACCUACAUGAUUCGACCUUUGAAGGACUCCCAAGUUCAGUUGGAAAGCUGAGGCAUUUGAGGUUUCUCCACCUGUGCGGAAACCCGAAAAUCAAGAGGCUUCCUAAUUCGGUAUGUGAGCUUCAGAACCUGCAGAGUUUAGGACUUGCAAAGUGCGAGGCGCUUGAAGAGUUGCCUGUGGAUAUGAAAAGAAUGAUCAAUCUUCGGUUCCUGGACAUAACCACAAAACAGGUUGUCUUGCCUGAGAAUGGGAUAGGAAGCUUGACUUCUCUCCGAGCUCUAUUCAUUGGAGACUGUGAUAACCUCGAGGCCCUAUGCGAAGACAUUUGCUCCCUCACAUCCCUCAAGAAGUUCUUUGUUGGAAGCUGCCCGAGGUUGAAGGACUUACCCAGGGGAAUCAGAGAUAUAGAGAAGUUGGAAAACCUGUGGAUCGGCAACUGUGAGAAUCUAAAGCUGUCCGACGAAGAAGGAAACCAGACUUCGAACAUCAGGUUGAAGCUCCGGUCAUUAGUACUCUUUCGAUUACCCAAAUUGGUGAGUUUGCCCAAAUGGCUUGAAGGUUCUGCAACCACACUACGGAGGUUAGUUAUUGAAGACUGCCCGAACUUCAGGUACUUUCCCGAGUGGCUGCAGAGAUGUUCAUCAUUGCAGAAGUUGAAGAUAGCAGGCUGCCCUCAAGUAUCUCGUCCACAAGAGGGGUUCCCAUUGCUCGCUUCCUUGAAACUACUGACGAUCGAGGAAUCCGGCGAACUAAGCAGUGCAUGCAGGAGAGGUGGAGAGGAUUGGCCGAGAAUUACACACGUUCCCGAGAUCCACAUUGAUGGAGAAAGGACUAAAUGAACUCCUUAACCGGGCUUUCAACAUGGGUUUCCACUUGGAAGAGCUUCAAGAAGAGCAAUGCGUAUCUCUGCCUAUGCUCGAGGCCUCGGGCGGCAGUUCAUAUUUGACUGUAUAAAUGUCCCAAUUGAUUCCAACUAUUGCAAGUGUGCUGCGAAAAGAAUGGUUUGUGCGAUUGAGAAUAAAGGAUUGAUGCAAGUGUGUGUAUUCUUUGUACUUCAUGUGUGUUAGUGUGAAAUAAAAGCUUAAAGCUUCUGAAA